AGCUGGUGCCGCGGCUGCUGCUUUAGGGGCGGGGGUCGCGAGGGGCUCUUUGUCUCCAUCGCGGAGCCGCUCCAUCCCACGUUGCAUCGGGGACCGGCCGGGGCUCCCCUCCGGCAUGGCCGGCCUGAGCAUCAGCAGCAGCAGCAGCCCCCCAGGAAGGAGCCCCCCGCGCCCCCCACCCUGCAGGUAGGGUAGCCCCCCGGCUUGUCCGGCGGAGCCCGACCCGAGCAUCCUCCGCGGACGUCCGCCUUCGCCUCUGCGGAGCUCAUCUCUGGCCCCGCUCCAGGGGAAAAAACGAGGUACCAGUAUAAAAAUCUUGGACCCACCCAGACUUACUUGCCCCAAAGACAGUCACAACGUAAGACGCCCACGCACCUUCCUUGGCGAACUCAAACCAGUGGGAACGCUGGACUUUGGGAAGGAAUUGUGGCUACCAUGUCAACCAUCAGCCCCGAAUACGAUUAUUUAUUUAAGUUGCUGCUCAUUGGAGAUUCCGGAGUGGGGAAGUCCUGCCUCCUCCUACGAUUUGCGGAUGACACCUACACAGACAGUUACAUUAGUACCAUCGGAGUGGACUUCAAAAUCCGGACCAUCGAGCUGGAAGGAAGGACCAUCAAAUUGCAAAUUUGGGACACAGCUGGCCAGGAGCGCUUCCGAACCAUCACCUCCAGCUACUACCGAGGCGCGCACGGCAUUAUCAUCGUCUACGAUGUGACGGACCAGGAUUCGUUCAACAACAUGCAUCUUUGGCUGGAUGAAAUUACUCGCUAUGCCAGCGAAAACGUCAACAAGCUGAUUGUGGGAAACAAGAGUGAUCUUUCCAGCAAGAAAGCGGUGGAUUACACAACUGCCAAGGAAUAUGCCGACUCGCUGGCCGUGCCCUUCCUGGAGACAAGCGCCAAGAAUGCCACCAAUGUUGAGCAGGCUUUCUUGACCAUGGCGGCCGAGAUCAAGAACCGGGUCAGCAGCGGCCCGACGCAGAACGACAGCCACAAAUCGGCCGUCCACAUCCAGAGCGGCCCCUUACGGCAAGACGGCACCGGGGCCGGCGAAGACGGGGGCAGAGGAUGCUGUUAAGAGGCCGCCAUCCAUGGAGGGCAGAGUUCGGGGAGUGCCCGGGAAGGGGGCCAUGCCAGCCCUGGGAAGCCCCCGCCCCCAGCUUACCUUUGCAGACUCGGAAUCUCAAAAUGGAGCAUUUGACCGUAGCGUCACCUUUGCUUGGUCUGCGGCGGCUUCGUUCCACUUCCCUGGACUUUGGACAUUUGUCCUUAAUCCACCUCUUCCUACGCCAGGCUCUUUCGCCAUCGGGAUUCCCUGGACCAGAAGGCUGACCACUGCACUGUCCAGAUGUGGUCAUCUCGCUGUCCAGAAAAUGGCCAAGUUGGAGCACAUAUUCAGAAGAAACUCACUGACCCCACUCCUCAGAACAUAAAGAGUUUCCUGCUUGAGUAGGAGAUUGGACUAGAAGACCUCCAAGGUCCUUCCAACUCUGUUAUUCCAUUAUACAUACUGCAUGCCCUCCGUUAUAUUUCAUGUGGGGGUCGCAGCCCCUUCCUCUCGUUUCUUUAACACCCCCUCUUAUUUCAUGGUUGAAGACCCUUAGGGGAACCCCCAAGAGAUAGUCACCCCUCUCGUCUCCAUCCCAAUUCCUAGGGGCCGGUUUUCUCCUCACUCGGGGGACGGAAAUCAUAUGGCAAAUAGUUCUCUAUGGUUCUAACAACCGUGAAAAUGGUCCAUCGUAACUCGGGAAUAUUUUUAAUUUUGUUUUCCCUCCCCACUUUUCCCUUAUUUGCCUGCUUCCCUAGAAUUUAAGAUUCCCUAAGGAAAAAAAGCUAAGCUUUUAAAUUAAAAAGAAAAAAUGGUAGGAAUGCAUGGUUCUACUUAACAUACACCAAUAUUUUUUUCAAGCUAGGUCAUUUUCUGAUGUGUGGACUUCAGCUUCCAGAAUUCCCCAGCCAGCCAAGCUGGCUGGGCAAUUCUGGGAAUUGAAGUCCACACAUCUGAAAAUGGUCUAGCUUGAUUUUUCUAGUGU
Ahaetulla prasina is the source of this 2032-nucleotide messenger RNA. RefSeq names its product ras-related protein ORAB-1-like. The coding region runs from base 436 to 1077 and encodes 213 amino acids. The transcript is spliced from 7 exons. Gene Ontology annotation, molecular function: GTP binding; GTPase activity. The record is from RefSeq and is a predicted model, not a curated record. NCBI's taxonomy places the organism in Eukaryota, Metazoa, Chordata, Lepidosauria, Squamata, Colubridae.